Molecule: messenger RNA, 414 nt
Organism: Lampris incognitus (smalleye Pacific opah)
Lineage: Eukaryota; Metazoa; Chordata; Actinopteri; Lampriformes; Lampridae
Gene: chtf8
Product: CTF8, chromosome transmission fidelity factor 8 homolog (S. cerevisiae)
Exons: 3
Coding region: 1-414 (137 amino acids)
Biological process (GO): mitotic sister chromatid cohesion
Cellular component (GO): Ctf18 RFC-like complex
Source: RefSeq, a predicted model, not a curated record
AUGGUUCAAAUAAUCAUAAGGGGCAAUGUGGACAGCGUCAGCCCACCUGAGUGGCUACUGGUGGAACUGCAGGGGGAAAUUGUUUCCAGACACAACACUGGUCUAGCAGGAAAUGUGAUGGGAGACCUUCUCUACACCAAAGAUGGUGUUCCAGUGCUAAUUGUAGGGCAUCACAUCCUGUAUGGGAAGGUGGUCAAACUGGAGAAACCAUUUGCAGUCCUCACAAAGCACUCUGGACAUGCGCAGGAUACCGGAAGUAGCCAUGUCCAUGAUGAUGAAAACCAAGCACCCAUGGAAACUGACCAGCAAGGACUCACCUCAACCUCUUAUUCUGUAUCUGCCCUCAUCAAGAGGAAACUCAUUUUCAAGACACGCCCCAAGCCUAUCAUCACUAAUGUACCCAAGAAGUUGUAG